GGAGAAGAAUUAGAUCAGGCACGAUUUAUGGAGUCCAACAUUUUUCUCGCUCUUGACCGCGACAUGAACAGUGCCAGAAGUAGAGAAUCGAAAGGUCAACGCGAUGGCGUUGGGGGAUUCCAUAUAUGAGCUUUGUACGCUGUUUUUGGAGAUGGUUUUUGAAGAAUCGAAAGGUCAACGCGAUGGCGUCACUGUUCAUCUGCGAACUCAAUCGUAGAUUUAUGGUGUCUCGGGCAAAUUUGAAGGGUGAAAAUGCUCCAAAUCCGUUCAUCACAUUUGAGGCUACUAGUUUUCCUCCAGAAAUACUCAGAGAUAUGUGCAAUAUCUGCUCCCGAGGAGGAGCACAUGUCGUACGUUGUAUUGCUAUGAAAUGCUCAUACACUUCCACAACCAGUAUUUUGAGUUUUUUGAGGCCGCAAAGUGGAUAGUUGAAGCCUCAUGCAUAGCUUCUUGAAGAUAUACUCUUUGAAAAAAAGAUGUUAAAUUCAAGAGAUGGAGAAUUGGGCCAAGCUUUAAUGGAUUGAAGAUUUAAAGUCCAAGUGCAAGUCAAGAUCCAAUUGCUAUACAAAUUCUAUCUCAAUUCUCAACCCAACCCACAUUAAACCUAAAAAAAGAAGAGAGACAUGAUGGGUAUAAAGAGAGAGGAGCCGCAUCAUAUCAAGGGGGCUGGAAUCGAGAAAAAACGGAAAAAAAGAGAACGGAACAGAGCCGAGGCAGUGAGAGCAGCGGCGACCUGGUGCGGCCGCGGCGGCGACGGCUCCUGAGCGGCUCCAGCUUCUCCUUUUCUUCCAAUUUCAGAGUUUAAUUCUUCCCUUCUUCUUUAAUAUGUCAAGUUUUACUAUCAAUCUUGUUGAAUUUUA
Cuscuta campestris is the source of this 860-nucleotide messenger RNA. NCBI's taxonomy places the organism in Eukaryota, Viridiplantae, Streptophyta, Magnoliopsida, Solanales, Convolvulaceae. The record is from the annotation of a GenBank genome assembly.